Molecule: messenger RNA, 672 nt
Organism: Lycium barbarum (goji berry)
Lineage: Eukaryota; Viridiplantae; Streptophyta; Magnoliopsida; Solanales; Solanaceae
Exons: 1
Coding region: 1-672 (223 amino acids)
Source: RefSeq, a predicted model, not a curated record
AUGCCUAAGGAAGAAGGUGGACUUGGUUUUAGAAGGCUCGAGGAUAUGUCUAUGGCCUUGUUCUCAAAACUCUGGUGGAACUUUAGAUCCAGGCCUUCUUUAUGGAGUUCAUUUAUAAGCAACAAGUACUUAAAAAAGAACAGUCCAAUCCUGGUACCUUGGAAAGAAGAUUCUCAUCUUUGGAGAAAAAUGUUGAGAGCAAGGGAUGCAAUUGAUCAUCUCAUUUGGUGGCAACUCAGAAUGGGCUCUUCUUUAUUUUGGUUUGACAAUUGGUCUGGAUUGGGACCACUCUAUUUUCUUACUCCUCCUGAUUUUUACUGUGAUGAGAACAUCAAUAAUGUUGCUGAUGUGGUUAUAGAAGGCAGGUGGAAUGAAAAUAUUCUGAGGAACUGUUUACCUGAGGAACUUGCGGAACAUAUACUGCAUGAAGUACACCCUCCUAGUAGUCUUCAUCAACUUGACAAGCCAUGGUGGACACUGGAAGCUAGGGGUGAGUUUUAUGUGAAAUCAGCUUGGGAGUAUUUAAUGUCUAGAGGUCAGCCUAGGGAUGCAUACAAGAAGAUUUGGGUGAAAAGCCUGCCUUUCAAAAUAGCCUUCUUGAUGUGGAGGGUGUGGCAUUUCAAAGUACCUCUGGAUGAUGUGAUUAGAAGCUGGGGAUACCAUAUGCCAUAA